Bathycoccus prasinos is the source of this 1098-nucleotide messenger RNA. RefSeq lists its product with no specific name. Lineage: Eukaryota; Viridiplantae; Chlorophyta; Mamiellophyceae; Mamiellales; Bathycoccaceae. The transcript has a single exon. Bases 1 to 1098 code for a protein of 365 amino acids. The record is from RefSeq and is a predicted model, not a curated record.
AUGCUCGCGUUUACGACGACGAGAAGCACCGCGCUACCCUUCCAAAAGACGAUAAAAACUCUGAAGAAGACUAUCAGGGAAAAGGCUGCUUAUGCUAAUAAAUAUAAAUCGAAAACGACAACAACGACUUUUGCCCUCGCGGAUGAGGAUGAGGACGAGUUCAAUGUUGACGACGGCAAAGAAGACGAGGACGACGAUCAGGCGUUCAUUGACUCGUUCGAAAGAGACGGUUCAGCGACGAGUUCUUCUUCUUCUUCCACCUACCCUUUACGGGUGAAAUCGAUCGAUGCUUUGAGCAGUACGACGACCCCUCGGAAGAAGACGCAACGAGAAAUUGAGGCGCAGACUAUCGAAGACGCGAACGGUUUUCACGCGCCGUGGUCGCAAUACGAGUUAAGAGUCGAGGAAGACGACGACGACGAAACGACUCCGUGGGAAGAACACAUGAAAGAAGUCAUGGGGAAGAAAGCAAACUGGCCGUGUUGGGAUUUUUCGAAACCGGAGGAGGAGUACGAACCGGAACCAGAGUUUGUUUCGUUUCAGAAACCUCCGGAAAAAUACGACGCCUUCGAGGAGAAGGCGCGGUUGUAUAAAGAACGCGUGAAGAAAGAAAGAGCGCAAGCGAUGAAAGAGAAGGAAGAGAAAAUUCAACAGUUUCGAUACUUGUCGCAAGAUGGGGACAUUCGAUUGAGAGAUAAGAAAACAGUAGACGAGAGCGAAUGGGACCACGAGAAAAUCGUCGAGUUGAUAAACUUUGACCCGAAGGAGAGAAGGAGGAUGAUGCAGUCUUCAGUGGAGGUUUACGACCCUCGAUUUCCGUACGAUUUCGGAGAGUGCCCGGAUCCGCCUGAAGACACCUUGGACUUCCUUUAUAAAAUCGGUAGAUUGUGCGUAGAUGACGAGUGGGAGGAUCGAAAAUGGAUCGAAAUGACUGGCGAACCAACGCCAAAGUUUGACGAUUUGGACUUGGACAAGGAGGAGCAAAAAGAAGAGCUCGGCUUGGAAGAGAUGCGAGAAGAGAAGUUGAUGAAGGCGAAAGAUAUCGGUUUCGACGAUGACGACGACGACGAGGAAGAGAAAGAAGAAGAAGAAGAAUAA